Aspergillus alliaceus is the source of this 2040-nucleotide messenger RNA. Its product is annotated as sugar porter family MFS transporter. The record is from RefSeq and is a predicted model, not a curated record. The transcript has 8 exons. Gene Ontology annotation, molecular function: myo-inositol:proton symporter activity. Bases 1 to 1872 code for a protein of 623 amino acids. Gene Ontology annotation, biological process: transmembrane transport. Gene Ontology annotation, cellular component: membrane. Lineage: Eukaryota; Fungi; Ascomycota; Eurotiomycetes; Eurotiales; Aspergillaceae.
AUGGCCGACCCCAAAGUGAAGUCAGAUGGAGAUGCCCCUCCUGAUGACCUGAUGACCCGCAUUGAGCAACGUCUCAGCAGCGAUCAUGCUGCUUCUGAGAAGGGCCACAUUGAGCAUAUCAAUCUCAACAAGAACACCACUGCAAAGAUCAAGAACCCUCUCGCAGACCUGACCCCCGACCAGGUUCUUCGAGAUGUCACGGACUUUGCCAACGAGCAUGAACUCAUUGAUAUUCUUCCGCAUCUUCGGAAGGGUGCUCUUAUUGCUAGAGACCCAGACAACUUUCGAACAGUUGAUGGCAUGACUGACGCUGACAUUACCGUCAUUGAUAACGAAACCCUUCACAAAUGGCGCCAUCCCUGGCCGCUCUAUUUCACUAUUGGACUUUGCUCCAUCGGGGCUGCUGUUCAGGGAUGGGAUCAAACUGGAAGCAAUGGUGCCAAUCUAUCCUUCCCCGAUGCCUUAGGUAUCUCGGAAAAGGGUCCAGACGGGGCCAGAAACCAGUGGCUUGUGGGUGUGGUGAAUUCCGCACCUUACCUCGCAACUGCAUUCCUCGGCUGCUGGCUCUCGGAUCCCUUGAACAAGUACUGGGGCCGCCGUGGUGUUAUCUUCAUUUCUGCCAUCUUCUGUUUGUUGACCCCCAUCGGCUCCGCGGUGUCUCAAACCUGGCCCCAGUUAUUCAUUACUCGCAUCUUGAUGGGUAUCGGAAUGGGCUUGAAAGGAGCCACAAUCCCUAUUUAUUGCGCCGAGAACACCCCCGCAAACGUGCGUGGUGGCCUGGUGAUGUCCUGGCAAUUGUGGACGGCGUUCGGGAUUUUCCUUGGGACUUGCGCCAACCUUGCCGUCAAAGACACCGGCUCUAUAUCUUGGCGCUUGCAGCUUGGAUCUGCUUUCAUUCCAGCCCUUCCUCUGACACUUGGCGUGUUCUUUUGUCCAGAGUCUCCCCGUUGGUACCUUAAAAAGGGGUCGGUCAGGAAAGCAUACCAGUCACUGUGGAAGCUGCGCAACAGUGAGUUGCAGGCAGCCCGCGAUCUCUAUUAUAUUUAUACUCAGAUUAAGCUCGAAGAAGAGAUCACUGUCAAGGGAACCUACCUAACCCGCUUUAGCGAGCUUUUUACUAUCCCGCGUGUCCGUCGCGCAACCCUUGCUGCGUGGACAGUCAUGCUCGCCCAGCAGAUGUGCGGUAUCAAUAUCGUGGCCUUCUAUUCCUCGACCAUUUUUGCCCAAGCAGGCGCAAGUGUAAAUGAAGCACUAUUAGCCUCGUGGGGGUUUGGUCUGGUUAACUUUCUAUUCGCCUUUCCAGCUGUGUUCACCAUUGAUACCUACGGACGCAGGGCCCUGCUCUUGUUUACUUUCCCGCAGAUGGCUUGGACACUAUUGGGCGCAGGGUUUUGCUUCUACAUUCCGGUAGGACAGGUCGCACAUCUAGCCUGCGUUGCUCUCUUUGUAUUCCUUUUCGCGGCGUUCUAUUCGGUCGGCGAAGGCCCCGUUCCUUAUGCUUAUUCAGCGGAGGUCUUUCCCUUAUCGCAUCGCGAGGUCGGUAUGUCUUUUGCUGUGGCAACAUGCCUCUUCUGGGCCGCUGUGCUCAGUAUAACUUUCCCACGAAUGCUAACGGUUAUGACCCCCACCGGUGCUUUCGCUUUUUAUGCUGGCUUGAACGUCACUGCAUGCAUCAUGAUCUUCUUCUUAGUCCCGGAGACUAAACAGCGCACCCUGGAGGAGCUGGACUAUGUGUUCGCUGUUCCCACCCGUAUGCACUCUAGUUACCAGGUCAGAAAGGUGCUCCCAUACUGGGUGAAAAGAUAUAUCUUGAGACAAAACGUGGAGCUGGACCCUUUGUACCAGUUCGACCAUGUGGAUACCCGAACCUAGUGGACCAGGUAGUACCUAAUACCUCCCAUAUUGAGAGUAAUACCUUGUUAUCUUACAGUGGUGGGAGACUGAGGAGAUUUACCAGUGGUUUCGAUUUCAGCAUUUUCUGUGUUUCCAAUAGGAUCUUAAGGUGUGUAUGUACCAAAUGGGGAUGGCUGUGAGGUUAAG